Closterium sp. NIES-65 is the source of this 1851-nucleotide messenger RNA. The record is from the annotation of a GenBank genome assembly. NCBI's taxonomy places the organism in Eukaryota, Viridiplantae, Streptophyta, Zygnematophyceae, Desmidiales, Closteriaceae.
AUGGGUGACGGGGAUGAGCCCCUCCCUAUCAUCACGCGCACGACCACCCAUCCCCGUCUAGUGAGGUGCAUUUUGAGGCGCCUCAAAAUGCCCCUCCCUAUCAUCACGCCCACGACCACCCACCCAUCCCCGUCACCACUCCUGCCGCAUGCGGCAUGCCAUCACAGAAAGAAGCCUCUUAGUGCUGAUACGGAGGUGAUCGCUUUUGAGUCGACUCAAAAGAAGCCUCUUAGUGCUGAUACGGAGGUGAUCGCUUUUGAGUCGACUCAAAAGAAGCCUCUUAGUGCUGAUACGGAGGUGAUCGCUUUUGAGUCGACUCAAAAGAAGCCUCUUAGUGCUGAUACGGAGGUGAUCGCUUUUGAGUCGACUCAAAAGAAGCCUCUUAGUGCUGAUACGGAGGUGAUCGCUUUUGAGUCGACUCAAAAGAAGCCUCUUAGUGCUGAUACGGAGGUGAUCGCUUUUGAGUCGACCCAAAAGAAGCCUCUUAGUGCUGAUACGGAGGUGAUCGCUUUUGAGUCGACUCAAAAGAAGCCUCUUAGUGCUGAUACGGAGGUGAUCGCUUUUGAGUCGACUCAAAAGAAGCCUCUUAGUGCUGAUACGGAGGUGAUCGCUUUUGAGUCGACUCAAAAGAAGCCUCUUAGUGCUGAUACGGAGGUGAUCGCUUUUGAGUCGACUCAAAAGAAGCCUCUUAGUGCUGAUACGGAGGUGAUCGCUUUUGAGUCGACCCAAAAGAAGCCUCUUAGUGCUGAUACGGAGGUGAUCGCUUUUGAGUCGACUCAAAAGAAGCCUCUUAGUGCUGAUACGGAGGUGAUCGCUUUUGAGUCGACUCAAAAGAAGCCUCUUAGUGCUGAUACGGAGGUGAUCGCUUUUGAGUCGACUCAAAAGAAGCCUCUUAGUGCUGAUACGGAGGUGAUCGCUUUUGAGUCGACUCAAAAGAAGCCUCUUAGUGCUGAUACGGAGGUGAUCGCUUUUGAGUCGACUCAAAAGAAGCCUCUUAGUGCUGAUACGGAGGUGAUCGCUUUUGAGUCGACUCAAAAGAAGCCUCUUAGUGCUGAUACGGAGGUGAUCGCUUUUGAGUCGACUCAAAAGAAGCCUCUUAGUGCUGAUACGGAGGUGAUCGCUUUUGAGUCGACUCAAAAGAAGCCUCUUAGUGCUGAUACGGAGGUGAUCGCUUUUGAGUCGACUCAAAAGAAGCCUCUUAGUGCUGAUACGGAGGUGAUCGCUUUUGAGUCGACUCAAAAGAAGCCUCUUAGUGCUGAUACGGAGGUGAUCGCUUUUGAGUCGACUCAAAAGAAGCCUCUUAGUGCUGAUACGGAGGUGAUCGCUUUUGAGUCGACUCAAAAGAAGCCUCUUAGUGCUGAUACGGAGGUGAUCGCUUUUGAGUCGACUCAAAAGAAGCCUCUUAGUGCUGAUACGGAGGUGAUCGCUUUUGAGUCGACUCAAAAGAAGCCUCUUAGUGCUGAUACGGAGGUGAUCGCUUUUGAGUCGACUCAAAAGAAGCCUCUUAGUGCUGAUACGGAGGUGAUCGCUUUUGAGUCGACUCAAAAGAAGCCUCUUAGUGCUGAUACGGAGGUGAUCGCUUUUGAGUCGACUCAAAAGAAGCCUCUUAGUGCUGAUACGGAGGUGAUCGCUUUUGAGUCGACUCAAAAGAAGCCUCUUAGUGCUGAUACGGAGGUGAUCGCUUUUGAGUCGACUCAAAAGAAGCCUCUUAGUGCUGAUACGGAGGUGAUCGCUUUUGAGUCGACUCAAAAGAAGCCUCUUAGUGCUGAUACGGAGGUGAUCGCUUUUGAGUCGACUCAAAAGAAGCCUCUUAGUGCUGAUACGGAGCACGUCAUCAAAGAAGCCUCUUAA